AUGAACAAAAAGCCAAGACACGUUUUGAUGCCAUGGGAUGACCUCGCUUGGGAGCAAAGUGACGCCAGAGCAGAUGCUUGGGAGAGGUCACAGCUCAAUGCAAACAAUUUCCUUGCCGUAGGCAACUUCAUCAACAAACAUAAGCCUGGAAAGGCCGUCGAGCUUCACAAGCCGAUCCGAGGUGGCUACAACGUAUGUUACCGCCUAGACUACGAGGACGGCUCAUCAGUUGCAUUGCGAAUACCCAUUGAUCGCCCUGGUAUACAAUUCGCGGAUGAAAAAAUCAUGGCCGAGGUAGCGACGAUGCGACUUGUGGCGGAGCAGACCACUAUCCCGGUACCCAAGAUCUACCACUUUGGAGUUGCCGCUGACAACCCUCUUGAGCUUGGGCCUUUUAUCAUCAUGGACUACAUUGAGCACGAUUCUACCAUGUCUGAUGCUAUGGUGGAUCCAAAUCUAGCGCCCGAUGAAGAUCAUGUGCUUGAUCUCAACAUUGAGAAGGAGAAGCUCGAGUUUUUCUAUAAGCAACUGGCCAACAUCCUACUUCAGUUGUCCAAAAUACAGUUCGACCGUGUAGGAUCUCUUCUACAGGACGAGAAUGGUUGUAUCUCGGUCGCUGGGCGACCACUGAUUCAGAACAUGAGCCAUCUGAUGCAAUACACAGAGGCACCUGACGCUAUGCUACCCUCUUCGCCGUACCCUGAUAUCAAAACUUGGUACGCUGUUCUUGCGGACAUGCACAUUGCACAAUUCACAUUUCAGCACAACGAUAACAUUCUAGACGAGGAUGACGCCAGAGACAAGUUCAUUGCUCGCCUACUUUUCCGACAACUUGUAUCCGAGGGUCGGCUGACCUCUACAGUGGACGACCAGCAAGGCACUCGUCUGUUUUUGGAAGACUUCCGCCCAUCAAAUAUUCUUGUCGACAAAAAUAUACGCAUAGUCGGCGUGAUAGACUGGGAGUAUGCUUAUGCUGCUCCAACACAGUUCUCUGAUGACCCUCCCUGGUGGCUUUUUCUGAUGAAGCCUGACGAGUGGCCUGGGGCAUAUGAACCGUGGAUGAAUGCAUAUGAGCCUCGUCUCCGAACCUUUCUGCGGGUUCUAGAAAGUGAGGAGAAGAAGCUUGGAGCUGACAAAAAGUGUCAUGGGAUCUGCCUCUCUGAACGAAUGCGAAAGAGCUGGGAUGACAAGACGUGGAUGACCAGUUUCGCAGCGAGAAACAGUUGGGCCUUUGAUCUGAUAUUCUGGAGAUAUAUAGAUCCCAUGUAUUUUGGACCCAACGAGGCUGCAGACCAUCACGCAAGGCUGCAUCUUCUCACCCAGAGGCAGAAAGAGGCCAUGGAAGACCUAGUGGCAGUCAAGAUGAAGGAAGGAAGCGAGCGCAAGUUCGGGAAGUGGGAUACAGAUGAAGCAAAGGCGCAUCUAGCGCGUUUCUGGAAUUGA
This is a messenger RNA of Fusarium pseudograminearum CS3096, 1443 nucleotides long. RefSeq lists its product as uncharacterized. The record is from RefSeq and is a predicted model, not a curated record. Bases 1 to 1443 code for a protein of 480 amino acids. NCBI's taxonomy places the organism in Eukaryota, Fungi, Ascomycota, Sordariomycetes, Hypocreales, Nectriaceae. The transcript is spliced from 2 exons.